Messenger RNA from Durio zibethinus, 1604 nucleotides. RefSeq names its product Pseudouridine synthase family protein. Gene Ontology annotation, cellular component: nucleus. Gene Ontology annotation, biological process: tRNA pseudouridine synthesis; mRNA pseudouridine synthesis. Gene Ontology annotation, molecular function: RNA binding; pseudouridine synthase activity. The record is from RefSeq and is a predicted model, not a curated record. NCBI's taxonomy places the organism in Eukaryota, Viridiplantae, Streptophyta, Magnoliopsida, Malvales, Malvaceae.
ACAUAUCUGUUCUGUUUUCCGGCGUCUGUCUUGGCGAACUGAAAAAAACCCAAGGCAAUGGCCAUUUCUUGUCUGCGAGUCCCGCUGUCCACAUGGCUCAUGAAAACUCGAAGCCCUCCUUCUUUGAAACUAAUAACUUUACGAAUCAUUUGCACAGCUCAGUCCUCUGUAGAUGGCAAGGAGCAGCUCCUCCCUCUCUCCGCCCGCAAGUGGGAACCUUUUCGCAAGAAAAAGGUCGUCAUGCGGGUCGGCUACGUUGGUACCGAUUACAGAGGUCUUCAACUGCAGCGAGAUGAACACGAGCUAUCUGCUAUUGAAAAUGAACUGGAAACUGCCAUUUUCAAGGCUGGAGGAAUCCGUGAGAGUAACUAUGGUGAUCUGCACAAAAUUGCCUGGGCCAGAAGCAGCCGAACAGAUAAAGGAGUUCACUCUUUGGCAACAAUGAUAUCCUUAAAAAUGGAGAUACCUGAAGAUGCUUGGAAGGAAGACCCUAAUGGCAUUGCUCUGGCUACUUGUGUUAACUCUUAUCUUCCUCACAAUAUCAAAGUCUUCAGUAUAUUGCCUUCACAAAAGAGUUUUGAUCCUAGAAGGGAAUGUAAUCUCCGGAAAUAUUCUUACCUCCUACCAGCUGAAAUUAUUGGAAUAAAGAGUCACUUCAGUGAAGCUGAAACUAAUUAUCACAUAUCAUACUUCAACAGUAUAUUAAAUUGUUUUGAGGGUGAACACCCUUUCCAUAAUUAUACUCAAAGGUCAAAGUACAGAAGACGAAUUCCUCCCAGACAAACUGCAAGAAAUGGUCGUAUGCCAAUAGGAGCUAAAUUACAUGAUGAGUCACCAACUUCUGAAGUAGAGGAAAGUGAAGUAGAAGAAGAUUCCAGAAUUGAUGAAACAACCACACUAAAUAACGACAAAGCAUCCAGUGGCUUCGGUGAACCUGCCGUUGACUCUUGUGACAGUCAGGGCAAUGGUUUUAAGGAUCAAAGUUCCAAUGUAGUUCAAGCAAGAUGGCUAUAUGAACCUGAUGAGACAGAUAGAAUAACAGCUUCCCACUUCAGAAAAAUUUUUCGCUGUUCUUGUGGAAGGCUGGAGAAUGCAAUGAGAUUUGAUUACAUUGAAAUUUCCAUAUGGGGGGAGUCUUUCAUGUUACAUCAGAUCCGCAAAAUGGUUGGUGCUGCUGUGGCUGUGAAGCGCAAGUUGCUCCCAAGAGAUGUUCUAACAUUGUCACUAGCCAAGUUCUCACGGAUUGUCCUACCACUUGCACCAUCUGAAGUUCUAAUUUUGAGGGGGAACACAUUCAUAUUGAGAAAGAUGCCUGGUAAUAUAACAAGACCUGAAAUGCUGACAAUGGUUGAAUCAGAAGAAAUCCUCAAGGCAGUUGACAAAUUCUACACAUCUAUAAUGUUGCCACAAGUUUCAAAAUUCUUGGAUCCUUCCAAAUCUCCCUGGAAAGAAUGGGUUGAAAAUUUAGAUGCUAACACAAGCAUUCCCGACGCACAGUUGGAUGAAGUCAAGAAUGCUUGGAAGCUGUGGAAGGAAAAGUUGCCGAAGCGAGCAAGUACUUCUGUAUCAGCAGUUAGCCAAUAAAACAAUGUUAAAUGUUCAUC